CCUCAGGACCCGACGAAGGUCCCCUGAGAAAGAUAAGGUGUGUAAGGAGCAGCUCAGUGUGGCCUUUCUUCUUUUGUUUGUUUUAAUUCUCAGACAUUUGGAAACACUGUACUUUGGUAAUACUUCAGUGGCUCAUUUUUAGUGACCAGAAACACAUUAGUAUUCUGUACUUUGUGCACCCUCUCCCUGGAUGGAAAUGAUCCAGAUAAUGGAAUCCACUUUCUGCAAUCCUGGAUCCGACUAAUCUGGCUGAUUUUGUGCCAGUUAGAUUUUCAGCCAUGUUUACGGUUGUGUUCAGGAGUUUGCAAAAAGGUUUAGACAAGAGGUUAGUCUUUGAUUGAGGAUGAUCCAGAAUGUUUCAUUAGUAGGAUGUAACCCUAUAGCAUAGCAUCUCGGUCCCGGUUCCGGAAGUAUAUUUCCCGUUCAUUUUCUCCAGAGACAUUUCAGAAACACGCAAGAUAAUAUAGUUUUUGGUCUUGAACCGAACCAUCCAACUACGAGAUGAAUCGUGACAUCAAAAAAAUGAUUCAGAGCCAAAAAAAUUUCUGAACCACGUUGUGCAUCCUUUCAUUUUGACUUUACCAGCUAGAUUAAGACUGAAACCUACUCAACGCAUGUGAUUAUUUUUUAUCCCUUAUUACAUUUCUGUCACACCCAUUCCUCUCCAGCAGGCCGGCCAGAGGAGGAUGGGCUGGGCGCUGACCCUUAGGUAUCGAGGUCUUUAGUCGGCACCCCACCACCAAAGACACCAACUUGUUCCCCAUGACAUUGGCUUUCCAACAAUACAAAACAUGAUUACAUUGUAUUAUGCACAACCUAAGAUUCACACAAUGCUCCGUUUUGCAACUGAGCACUGUCUCUAUCACACCUGCUGACUCCCCGUCAGCACAGUAAACAGUCUGUUUUACUUUGGGAGUCUGAUAAAAAGACUUCUGUGAACUGCCCUACACAAUUAUGGUUCUGUGGCAUAAUGUUAUGUCACUGCCCAAUGAUUGUUUGUACUAGAUUUAGAUUCAAUAAAAGCACAUUGCAAUCUUACUUCAUAAUCAGUGUCAUGACUCAUGUGCUAUGUGUCUCACUGCCCAGUCCUUGCCCUUUUACUGUAUGCUACUCGUCUAUAUAAGGAACAGUCUAGCCGCAUUAAGGUAUUACCCUAAUCCAUUUGGCCCUAGUUAUCUUGAUUAAGUGAUCAAGGAGGUUAAGAAAGACAGUUAAGUACCUCAGAAGCUUGGAAAACCAAAGAGCCUGAAAGCACCUGAGAGGUAUGUUAUGAUACUGCGUUUAAUGGCAUCCUGGAACUCUUAAGUGACAGACAGUCCUGUGAUAUAGGGAUCUUUCUCCAGUUUACCCUUAUAUAUGACAAACUCCGCUGCUUUAUAUUAUAUGCGUGGGUCUCAGGGUGACCAGAAGGUUCAUAGGCUUUUUGCUGAAAUGUUAAGACCGAGCGUGAAGGGGAUCAAGCAAUUUGCUCAGUGAGAAUUUGCUGUGACAAGAGGGGGAAGCAAAGGAUCAUGGGAUGUGGCGUCACAAAAUCAAGCGAAUUGCAGAUGAAACCUUACAGAAGAGGGAGUAUGUCGGGCACAGGUAUGGUCUGGGUGUUUGUCCUUCCAUCUAUGUUGCCUCAUACGUUUAUGUCUGUUUUUACACAACCAUUGUUUGUGCAUGUAAAUGCUUGGCCAUGUUUGUCAAAGAACAACAUUUUCAUGACAUAUUUAUAACAAAAUCCUUCUGAAACAUUACUUUUAUAUGUUGAACAAGUCUGUCUCUAAUGUGAAAGAGACAGACUUGUUCAACAUAACAUGUAAUAUUUCUUAUAAAACUAUACAACUGUAAACAUUUUUGAAAGUGGAAGUGCUUAUGCUAUUUGUUACUUUUUCAAUAUUAGGUUGGGUAUUUUUCAAUAUUGUCUUCCCAAUUUCUAUUCAAGAUCGAUAAAUGAAAAAAAUAGGUAAACUAACCUGAUUUGUUGGUUCUUCUCCUCCAUGGCAUGCAGCUGCUACAGCAAUGAGAGCUGCUGUGUUAAUACAGCGAUGGUACCGUCAGUAUGUUGCUCGCAUGGAAAUGAAACGCAGAUGUACCUGGAAUAUCUUCCAGUCUGUUGAGUAUGCUGGGGAGCAGGACCAGAUCAAGUUGUACAAUUUCCUGGGCUACCUUGUGGAUAACUUCACACCAGCUAGCAGUGAACGAAAUCUGAUCUCCCACAUCUUCAGGGAAAAUGAAGUGUGUCGUGACAUGGAGUGGGAAAGGUACUUCUGCUACAAGAACAUUGAGGUGCCAGAACUCUACUCAGGACCUCACCUGACCUUCCCCCUCACUGUGGCUCAGGCAGAUUCAUUGGUGGAGGCCUUCAAGAACAAAAAACAGCUCCAUUCUCGCUAUGUCCUCCAGCUUCUGCUGGAAACGUGGAAACUGUUGCGGACCCUGCCAAACAUCAGCCGGAUUUCCACCUGUAACAGCAAAGAGAUAACCAUUUGCGGGGAUUUACAUGGACAACUGGAAGACUUGCUGUUAAUAUUUUAUAAGAAUGGCAUGCCAUCGAUGGAAAGGCCGUAUGUUUUCAAUGGUGACUUUGUGGAUCGAGGGACGGAUUCCAUUGAGAUUCUUCUCAUCCUAUUUUCUUUCUUACUGGUGUAUCCCAAUGAUGUUCAUCUCAACAGGGGAAACCAUGAGGACCACAUAGUUAACCUCAGGUAUGGCUUUACCAAGGAAGUGCUGGGAAAGUAUAGGCUCCAUGGGAAAAGAAUUCUAAAACUAAUCCACAAGAUCUUCAGCUGGUUGCCACUGGCAACAGUCAUUGACCAAAAAGUUCUGAUUCUGCACGGAGGGAUCUCUGACACCACCGACCUCAGUAUUAUCUCCAAAGUUGACAGACACAGAUAUAUCUCAGCACUGAGGCCUCCUAAGAAGAAGCUGCUGCAAUCUGAUGGACAGGCGUCUAUAGACUGUGAUCUGGAGGAGGACAUGUGGGCCCCCAGGGACAGCCCUGUCACCUGGAGCUGGACUUCCCUGACCUCGCACAAUCCCUUUGGCUCACGAAACAGCUUCCAGCGUCGCUCGCUCCAAGAUUUCUCUGACAGGCUGAAAUGCUCAGAGGAGAAAGACCUGGAGGAACUGCGUCGGCAAGCAAAAUUUACCCAAUCCUACAGAGAUCUCCCCCAGUCCCUCAGCUUCAGCUUCAGUCCUUACUCUUCUGAGCAUGAUGAUACCAACACUGAUGAGUGGAAACAGAUUGUGGACAUUCUGUGGAGUGACCCCAUACCCCAGGACGGCUGCAUUCCUAAUGAAGUGCGAGGGGGGGGCUGUUACUGGGGUCCAGAUGUGACCGAUGAGGUGCUGAACAAGCACAACCUGCAGCUGCUCAUUCGGUCCCAUGAAUGCAAACAGGAGGGUUACGAGUUCUGCCACAAUCGCAAGGUCGUGACCCUUUUUUCUGCCUCCAACUACUAUGAGGUGGGCAGCAACAGAGGUGCCUAUAUCAGAAUGGGGCCUGACACAGUGCCUCGCUUCUUUCAGUACCGGGCCAGCAGUCUGACCCGAUCACUAAGCCUGAGACAAAGUGUGGGCCGCACAGAACACUCUGCCCUGAGGGUUCUGAGGGAACAGCUGAUCGCACACAGGUCAGACCUCAUCAGAGAAUUCCAGGAGUAUGACCCAGAGAACAGAGGUGUGAUCAGCCAGAGCGACUGGGCCCUGGCGGUGGAGAAGAUCCUGCGGCUGAACCUGCCCUGGCGAGUGCUGCGGCCUCAGCUGAUGAGCUGUCCGCCAGAUGGCCUGCUGGAUUACCUGGCCUGGUUCUCCGAUCUCUCCAUCAAAGAGCCGGACAAUGAGCACAUAGACCAGAAUUUGCUAGAGACUGUGUACAGACAUCGUUCGACCCUAGAGACCAUCUUCAGAAUAGUGGACGCAAACAAUUCUGGUGUCAUCUCUUUUGAGGAUUUCCGCCAAACGUGGAAACUGCUUGGCUCCUUCCUUCAGAUGGAAAUCAGUGAUGAGGUCAUCUCCAACCUGGCCAUCAGUAUUGAUUCCAAUAAUGAUGGGAGCAUUGACAUCAAUGAGUUCAUGGAAUCCUUCCGUCUGGUGGACAUGAAUAGACUAGAGAGGGGGCAGAGCAUGUUCCUGAUUCCUCCCUCAGCACUGCCUGAGGAGGAACACCAGUCUGAGGGAUUCGCGCCUGAAGAACCACCACCAGAAGAACCCCAACAUGUGGAACCUCUAUUUAAGACACCUCCAUGAGAGGAACCCCAGUCUAAAACAUGACCUCACUUGUAUUGAACAUCACUGAGCAAACUAUAUUAUAAUUUUUCUAAAAUGAAAAGGGAAAAUUAACCUUGGAAUGUAAGUUUAACAUUGUCAGGGAUUCAAUUGGCAUCAAUUUCGAGAAGAAAGUAUAAGGUGCAAUUGUAACUGUUCUAACCAAAUUGCACUUUUUUCUCUUCACUCUGGAUAACUUCAUUGCCUGCACAUUGUUGGAGCUGUAAAUAUCACAGACUUCAAAUAGCAGCUGGAAAGACAUUAUAACAGCAGCCUAACCCUAACCUUCACCCUAACCCUAACCUGGGACACAGGACAGUGCUGGGACCAGGCCUGUGACCAGGCCAUGUCAUGAGAUAAACAGAGCAUGGUCUGUUUUGGUAAAAGGAGGUAAUAAUACAUUUAUAGAUAUGUACUCUAUGCCUGCAUAACUGUCAGGGUCACAGAGAGGACACUGGCCUCCUUAGAAAGGGCUUGAGUACAUUCUGCAGGGGAGUUGAUGGGUGUGAUGUGCAAUUCUACUGAUAAAACUACUGCUUAUCAGCUGAAAGGUUCCUUUACAAAUUAUACUGUCAGCAGCAAAAAUUCAAAUAAUUUGCUAUAACUUUUGCAGCAAACAAAACAGUUCACUGUGAAAUCUUGCCCCUAGCUUGAUACCCUUCUUCCUUUCAUGAAUAAUUUCUGACUCAGGCAGUCACAUAUGGCAAACGGUACAUAAGCAAUGUGAAAUGCUGAAUGAAUGUAUUAUAUCCACACACUUAACAUACAGUAUGCAAUUAAUCAUAUUUUUAAUACAUGAUACAUUUACUAUGUAUUAAAAAAAGACCAGUACAGAGUAACCUGGGAAGAUGAUGCACACACAGACUUUUGAAACUGGAGACCAGAAGACAUACACAGUACAUAAACAGGGGGUCUAGUAAUGUCACAGUAGAUAUGUACAACCAAAUUACUAUUCAGGUGAUACUCUGAAGAGGUUAGGUUUGAGACUGAAGGUUCCAACAAAGGGAGAAGAACAGACAAAAGAACUCCUUUCCUGGGAGAAGCAUAAUCCCAGUCUGUGCACUGAAGUGAUGUUAGAGAGGAGAGGACAGCGGAAUAAGACACAAUCAAGCCAUGGCUCCCUGCUGCUCAUGCUGACCUGUCGCCAUUUCUCUCAGGGAAUGUGCUGGUCCUCGUGGCGGAGGGGGUGUGGCCUGCUGAUGGGGCGUGGCCUGCUAAGUGGACACAACUGUCCGGUGCUGUAGAACCAGCUGUGGCAAAAGGAGAACUGGAAAAGUUCAUUUCUUGUAUUCCUUAAUUAAGCCCUAUCACACGAGAGGAAGUGUUGUUAUACUACGUACUGUGAUUCAGUCAUAGGCACGGCCAGUCAAAAAUGCAUUUUUUCAACAAUGUACGAAUGCAUCAAUUAAACAUUACAGUAAAAAGUUCCAGUGCUAUAUUGUUUAUCAACACUCAUGAAAUGCUUCUUGUCCAAUCAAAUUACUUGACCAGAACUAACUGUUGUAUAAACGUAUAAAUAAAAUUUAGGGGACGAGUAUGGUUAGGCCCAUUAUUUUGUUGGCAAAUUAAAUGAUGCAAUGAAACUCUUGAAGCUAGGUCCUCUAUCACCUCUCAGAAGAGGACCUUGACUGGAAAAUACUCAACUUGGUGUGCCAUAGAAAAUGUCUGUUAGGGGAUGAAAGAGCCAACAAUGUUUUAAAUGGAAAUGGCCUGUGGGUGGUAUAUAAAGCAAAACUAUAAAACAAAACUAGUCAUUAGAAGGUCUCUUGCUUUUUCUGUAUAUUUUACAAUUUCUGUAUAUACAGCGGUUGUUACCCAUUGUUUUGGAGAAUCCCCAACUGAAUAACCAGCUUUUUUCAAAAUGGUUGAUCAAAUUAGAUCGAGAAUGUGCCAGACUACCAUCAGUUCUAAAUUGAAGUUUCUAAUUUAUGAAAUGCUUUAUUUCAUUGCCAUGUUUGUACUGUGACAGUUAGGAAGGCCUGACACACAUACUCUCACACACAAACACACACAUGCACUUUUUUUGUUUUCUUUUGGAAAAGUGCGGUGAACACAAUGACACAACACAAACUGCCACUUUCCUUCCUUAGUUUCCUUAGUUAUGGGAUAAAGGGUGUGACCACACCCUAUAGGAGGGCAAAGAGGGGUGGAAAAUAAGAUUUGGUCAGAGAAGUAGAACUAGAGGACAUAAAAAUUAUGUUUUGGUUUUUACAUUACAUUACAGGCAUUUAGCAGAUGCUCUUAUCCAGAGCGGCUUACACAACAUUCUACAUAGCAUUUACAUUGCAUCCAUUUAUACAGCUGGAUAUAUGUUCAAGCAAGGAAUCAAACUUGUGACCUUUAGGUUGUAAGACUUGUUCCUUACGCAUUAUAUUACAGUGCCACCCAAUGUUCUGGAUCGUUUGACUAAUUGUACAUUCAGAAAGAGUACCAUAUUAUUUUAAUAAAACCAUAUUUUGUGGA
Anguilla rostrata (American eel) is the source of this 6714-nucleotide messenger RNA. RefSeq names its product protein phosphatase with EF-hand domain 2a (gene ppef2a). Lineage: Eukaryota; Metazoa; Chordata; Actinopteri; Anguilliformes; Anguillidae. The coding region runs from base 2005 to 4233 and encodes 742 amino acids. Gene Ontology annotation, biological process: detection of stimulus involved in sensory perception; negative regulation of MAPK cascade. The transcript has 18 exons. The record is from RefSeq and is a predicted model, not a curated record. Gene Ontology annotation, molecular function: phosphoprotein phosphatase activity; calcium ion binding; manganese ion binding.